Aspergillus melleus is the source of this 4047-nucleotide messenger RNA. RefSeq names its product HECT domain protein. Gene Ontology annotation, molecular function: ubiquitin-protein transferase activity. Lineage: Eukaryota; Fungi; Ascomycota; Eurotiomycetes; Eurotiales; Aspergillaceae. The coding region runs from base 1 to 4047 and encodes 1348 amino acids. The record is from RefSeq and is a predicted model, not a curated record. The transcript has 3 exons.
AUGACCAGGCUCCGCGGAGCUUCUGUGAGCUCGUAUGAGACCUCCCGUGGGAGCAUUGACAGGCCUCAGCACCGCUCCAAAUUACCCCCGAACGCCCCGGAGAUCAUCGCCCAGAAUACCGUGGAUGUGUCGGAUCCUGCACAGGUGCUACUUUGGUACAAAGAUGAGCGACGGCGACAUUUUAAUCUCUUGGUUCGCAGAUACAAGAACCAACUCCUCUACGGAUGUCAGGACCCCGGAUGUCAGACCGCGACCUGCGCGAGCUAUCGCAGGAGGGUUACGGAAGGACCGUUUCGUCGUUACACCGAACUGAGUGCCCGCACGUUGGCUUGCUAUCUGGCGAGCUUGGAUAACGCAGAGAGCGGUCUCUGUCGCAAUAGCCCCCGCGUCCCAUCAGAUCUCUCCUCGCAGGACUCCCACCAACGCCGAUCGAAACGCCGCACUCGCGCACUCCCCACGAAUGAUACAUGUCGAGACCGAAGCGGGUCAUCAGCAGCGGGUCACAACGUUCCGAAAGGGACUUCGCCACAAACGCCGUCAACUCGGAAUGCGGAUUUAUCAGGCGUGAAGAGCAAUGCUUCGCGAAAUUCCUCUGAGUUCGAGCCACAGAAACAUAGCGAAUACUUGCCACUUGAUGAGAGCGGGACGAUCCAGCAGAUGAAAGAUCCGAAGUCGUUCACGCAGAACCUUUUCGACACGCUAUCACUGAGAAUGAUCGAAUGGCUGCCUUUGCGACGAUCCCCGAGCAGCAUUUGCCCCGAGCAAGAUCAGACAAGCGCUCGUACUGCUGCGCGAUCGCCCAAGCCAGACAUUCGCCAUGCCCAGGUCCAAUCAGACACCGAGAAACAAUCUAAAGGUCGCGAUCGUCCGUCCCAGUAUCACGCAUUACCAGGGGGUCAUCCCCACACUCCGUCAUCUCGGGCUACAGGAACCCAAACUGCUGCGGUGGAAGUGAGAAUGGCAAACCAACAGUUUAAGCGGCGUUCGCUAACCGAGAUGGACCAGUGGCGCCACAGCCCGCGAUCGAGCCUAGAGGAUAAAACUCUCACUGAACUCAAACCGGCUCGCAAACUCUCUUUCAACGCCCAUACAUCCACCGACGAGUCUGUCAACAUUCCCUCACCGCCAGCGCUGAAACAUCGUUCACAAAAGCACCGAGGUCGUACGGGCGACACGCCUGGUGGGGCUUCGCUUGAGCAACGAAAAAAGGAGAGACGUGUCUCUUGGGACGGUGCGAAGCUACUGAACGAUGCCCAGUACUACGACGCGCAGAAACCCACCGCUGCUAUAGCAGAGCGGCAGCGUGCGUUGGAGGAGGCCCAGUCUCCGAGUGAGCACAAACCACGUCCAAAAGGGGUUCAUUCAAAACGAGAGUCCUCCACAAUUCAAUCAGUCACGCAUCUCACUGGUGAGAUUAUCGAUGGGCUGAGGCAACUGAUGGUGCUCUCCGAGGAUGAUGCGGAGAGAUGGAAAGACGAGCUUGCUUACAUAGAGUCUAUUGGCACCUUGGAAGAUUCUGAAUGGCGCUUUGCAACACCUCGCCAGCGUCAGGUCUUCGCGUUUGUAGCGCAAAGCAUCUUUUAUGCUUUGGGUAGCACCAAACAUAUCCUGCAAUCAUUUCGCCAACCCACGGCUGGUCCGACAGAGAUGGUGGAGCAGGACACCGUGCAUCCUAGAAUCCACAUGCAGCAGCUUCAGCCGUCGCUGCGCAAGUUAUAUUCCAUUUGUCCAAAAGAUCUUAUCUUCCAUAGUCUUUGGGCUGGCCUGGAAACUUUGUUCAUACCGCCGAGAGAGCUAUCAACCCCCAGCAAACCAUCUCGACGGUCCUCAUACAAUUCUACUUCCGGGGCAUCUCUGUCUGCACCGAUAAUCUCCCGGCAGACCACUGAAACCUCAAGAAGCGAGCCAAUUAGUGAUGCCAAUGCCGCGGACAUUGCUACCGUCGCUCUGUUUGCCUUGGCUAGUUCCCUCCCCGAAAUCGAUGAGCCGACGUGGCGCGGCUUGCUUCAGAUGCGUGCAACUGGCGCCGUAGCUUCUAGUUCCGAGAUGCAGAAGCUCCCUUUGCACAAUACACGAUUGAUCAUAGGUAUCACUGAUGUUCUUGAACAUGAACUUGCGCUUCGGCUGCUAGGCCGCCUUGUGCGCGCUCUCACCGCACGGUUAGCAUUCUAUGAAAUAUCCAAGGCUCGCCAGCCGUACACCUCCGAUGCUCCGAAACAGCAGAGAAGUAGCGUUCUAGAUCUUCUCAUCAAUAACCUUAGCGAAAACCAUGAAUCCUCCACCGCCAAUCUCAACGACUCCGACCAAGCGCAACCCCCAAAUCCUCCCGCCAUCAUCGCCGAAUGGCUGCGCACGCUUUUCCUGAAAGAAUGGGAUGGCAACCCUGAGAUGCCCAAGAGUAGUACCGUGGGCGGUGCUGUACAGAUUCUUUCGAUGAUGUACAAAGAGCGUAGUCGCCUGGGCCUUGUCCCGGAAGACUUCCACACUCCUUUUCUCUCAGAGAGGUUGGAGCCAUUGGAACUACCAGUCGAAUGGAUGGGACGAGUUCCCAACAACAAGACGAUGCACCUCCUGUCGUAUCCUUUCCUUUUCCCUCCCUCCGCGCUCGUGAUUUACUUCCGCGCCUUGAAUUAUGCCGCCAUGUCGAAACACUAUGAAGCCGCGACAACCAUCACCAGGCAUGUGACGCAGACAGCAUUCGGUGCCAUCCAAAUCCAAGAAGAUGUUCCUUUGCUCUCCCGCUUGAAGACCUCCAUGACCACGUAUCUCGUGCUUGUGGUCCGCCGUGAUAGUCUACUGACCGAUGCUCUCAAUCAGCUUUGGCGGCGAGAACGGCGGGAAUUGAUGCGUCCGCUGAAAGUGCAACUAGGACUGGAAGAGGGCGAGGAGGGCUUAGACCACGGAGGCGUCCAGCAGGAAUUUUUCCGACUGGUGAUGGCGGAGGUGAUGGACCCAUGCUACGGGAUGUUCACUACGGACGGUCGAACGCGUGUUUCUUGGUUCCAGCCCUGUUCAUUGGAGCCCCUCUACAAGUUCGAGCUGCUUGGGUUAUUAGUGUCGAUCGCAGUCUACAAUGGCCUCACUCUGCCCAUAAACUUCCCGACUGCGUUUUACCGCAAGCUACUGGGGCUCAAGGUCAAGCACCUCGAGCAUAUUCAGGAUGGCUGGCCAGAGCUCACCAAGGGCCUUGAGGGACUCUUGGAUUGGGAUGAUGGCGACGUGGGAGAUAUCUUCAUGCGCACGUACGAGUACAGCUUCGAGGCCUUUGGAAGCGUCGAGACUGUGGAUAUGCAGAAAGUCGGCAAGGACUCACCUUGGCCUCUGCCAUCAGCAUUGUUCCGGGCCGGAAGUGCAACCAACCGACCCUUCCCACCGCCGUGGUCAGACGUACGACGCUUCACUGACCGCAUGAGCCUGAGUCCUCCCUCGUCAAUGGCCGCCGAGGCCACCGACUCGCAUGCGGAUCUCGCGAAGUCGGUGGAUGGCUCGGUGCCAGUUCAGUCGCCAACACCUCCCGCCGAAGAGGCGCCACUGGUCACCAACGAGAAUCGUGCCCAGUUCGUCAAGGACUAUAUCUUCUGGCUGACGGAUAAGUCCAUUCGACCGCAGUACGAGGCCUUUGCGCAGGGAUUCUACACCUGUCUCGAUCGAGCCGCCCUCUCCAUUUUCACACCGGAGGCCCUGAAAACGGUGGUGGAAGGGUAUCAAGAAAUUGACGUCACCGAGCUUGAAGGACAUGCACGCUAUGAAGGCGGGUUUGGGCCGAAUCAUCGGACGAUCCGAGAUUUCUGGAGCGUUGUGCGAGGAUACUCAGCGGCCCAGAAGGCACAGCUUCUGGAGUUCGUGACGGCAAGUGACCGAGUUCCGGUCAAUGGUAUUCCUAGCAUCAUGUUUGUGAUCCAAAAGAAUGGCGUGGGAGAUACUCGUCUUCCGACUAGUUUGACCUGUUUCGGCCGGCUUCUUCUACCGGAGUAUUCAUCUAAAAGCGUUCUGGAGGAGAAACUCAGCAAAGCAUUGGAAAACGCUCGUGGAUUUGGCGUUGCAUGA